UUGCCACCAAAACAAAACUUCUAAUUUACAAAAUAAACAAAAAUAAUAAAAGGAACUUUUUGGUUUUGGUCUUGUGCAAUAUAUUUAGCUAAAUUUAUUAUUUUAUCUUAUCAAAACUGUGAUGUUAAAUUAUGUUGCUUAACUAAGAUAAAUGUACAAUUUUAAAUUAGUAUUUUUCUUUCAUUAAUAAUUAUUACAUAAUCAUGAAUAAAAAUUAUUUUUCUUCUAUAAAAGUUACAUGUAAAGUAUGUGAUAUGAUUAGUCAAAGAACCAUGUCGACAGCGGGAAAUUCUUUAGAAAACUUUGUAAAAAAUGGUACAAAAUGUAUUGGAGUUGCUGCAAAUUAUAAGUCAUUACUUAAAGUUUUAAACAAACCUCACCCUAAAAUUCCAGAUUUCUUCAUAAAACCGCUAAGUUCAUAUAUUACUGAGGGUGAAAAAAUAAUAUUACCAAAAGAUUUUAUAGUAAACGAAGAAAUAGAACUGGGUAUAGUUAUUGGCCAAAGAUGUAAAAAUGUAACAGAAAGUAAGGCAAUGGAAUAUGUAGGCGGAUAUUGCAUAGCAUUGGAUAUGACAGCAAUAAGUACUUUGACUCCUGCCAGACAAACUGGUGGUAGCUGGACUUUAUCUAAGGCUUUUGAUACUGCUUGUCCAGUUAGUAAAUUCAUCCCGAAAACUGACAUAGCUGACCCACACAAUGUGCAACUUUGGUGUAAAGUUAAUGGUAAAGAAAUUCAAAAUGGAAAUACUUCUGAUUUACUUUUUAAUAUUCCAUACUUGGUAUCAUACAUUUCCCAAUACAUUACAUUGGAACCAAAUGAUGUCAUCAUAACUGGAUCACCACCGGGAAUGGGUCCUGUAAAAAAGGGUGAUGUCAUAGAAGGAGGUAUUGUAGGGGGUGUACAUAUAAAAUUUGAAGUAGAUGAAGCUGCUUAAAAAUACAAAAAUAGAUAUGUUAAUGUGGGA
This is a messenger RNA of Anthonomus grandis grandis, 965 nucleotides long. RefSeq names its product acylpyruvase FAHD1, mitochondrial-like. The record is from RefSeq and is a predicted model, not a curated record. Gene Ontology annotation, molecular function: acetylpyruvate hydrolase activity. Gene Ontology annotation, cellular component: mitochondrion. The transcript is spliced from 5 exons. The coding region runs from base 204 to 935 and encodes 243 amino acids. Lineage: Eukaryota; Metazoa; Arthropoda; Insecta; Coleoptera; Curculionidae.